This is a messenger RNA of Melitaea cinxia (Glanville fritillary), 702 nucleotides long. RefSeq lists its product as uncharacterized. The coding region runs from base 1 to 702 and encodes 233 amino acids. NCBI's taxonomy places the organism in Eukaryota, Metazoa, Arthropoda, Insecta, Lepidoptera, Nymphalidae. The record is from RefSeq and is a predicted model, not a curated record. The transcript has 5 exons.
AUGAGUCCUUUGUUGUAUUUCGCAUUGGGUGUUAUUCAACUUUCAAGUGUCUUAGCAACAGAUCAAAUACCGCUAAAAUGUUUUCUCCAAAACUACAACCUCUUCAGCAUAUUCAGCAAAACUUCGUAUGAUGUGGAUCCUAACAGCAAUACCCAACAUUUUGGCACUGUGGUAGUGGAUUCAGCUGGUUUCAACAAGGAUGGCUGGAAUCAUGAAGCAAAGAACAUAAAAUAUUAUGGCUUAGAUGAUGCUAUUUUAGAUUACUUUGGAUUCAAUUUUACCUCAAAUGUGCUACAACUUACCUUCCACACAGAUAUGGUUGUAACGUAUGAUUACAAAUCAAGUGGAUCUGUAUUUUCAUUACCUUUAAAUGGACAAGGUUUUGCUGAAGUAACUCUCAAAAAUAUUCAAGUAGGUUAUACCAUACCAUUUGAUAUCAAAGAGGUUGAUGACAAAAAGUUUAUACAACUUAAAAACUUUGAUUACUGGUACGAUAUAAAAGACAAAGCUGAAUUAAAGUUUUCGAGUCACAAUCAAGAUAAGGAAUUAAGUGAUUCUAUACAACAGCAGCUAAAUCAAAAAUGGAAGUAUGUUACGUCACAUUUUGGAAAAGUUUUUUAUGAUUCCCUCGCUGAGAAAAUAUUUAGCAUGUUUAAAGAUUAUGUCAUGACUUUGCCUUUAAAGGACUUUGCUAAGUGUUAA